AUGGGGAUCAUGUCGCGGCGGGUGCUGCCGGCGUGCAGCAGCCUCUGCUACUUCUGCCCCUCGCUGCGGGCGAGGUCACGGCAGCCCGUCAAGCGCUACAAGAAGAUCAUCUCGGAGAUCUACCAGCUGCCCGCGGAUGGAGAACCGAAUGACAGAAGGAUCGGGAAACUCUGCGAUUACGUCUCGAGAAAUCCAACCCGCAUACCAAAGAUCACAGAGUAUCUUGAGCAGAGAUGCUAUAAAGAACUGAGACAUGAUAAUUUCACCCUGGCCAAAGUUGUUCCAUGCAUAUAUAGGAAACUUCUGCGUUCAUGCAAGGAGCAUACACCAUUGCUGGCCACAAGCACAUUGUGUAUUGUUCGCACUCUUCUAGAUCAGAAAUCAAGUGAUGAUUUGCAGAUCCUGGGCUGUCUAUUGCUUGUUGACUUUCUCGAUGGACAGGUUGACAGCACGCAUAUGUUCAGUUUAGAAGGCAUGAUACCAAAACUAUGCAAAAUUGCUCAAGAACUAAGGGAAGAUGACAAAGGGAUCCGCCUUCGAUCUGCUGCACUCCAAGCUCUUGCUUCAAUGGUCGAAUACAUGGGUGACCACUCGCAUAUCUCAAUGGAACUUGAUGAAGUUGUCUCAGUGAUAAUAAGCUGUUAUGAGGCUAAUCAAACUCUCUCAAUAAAAGAGGUCGUCAGAUUUCAAGAUGAUGAUGAUUUGACAAUGUUGGCAGUAUCUGGGCAAAAUAAUGCCAAAGUGGCAGCUGAUACAAUCAGGGCUGCAUCUGAGAAUCCAGCACACUGGGCAAGGGUUUGCUUGCGUAACAUGGCCAAUAUUGCAAAGGAGGCAACAACAGUGCGGCGUAUUCUUGAUCCUCUGUUUCGCCUUUUCGAUAGCCACAAUUACUGGUCUCCUGAAAGUGGGGUUUCCCUUUCUGUUCUACAAGAAAUGCAAACACUGAUGGACAAAUCAGGGCAAAAUGGCCAUUUGCUGCUAUCUUUUACUAUAAAGCACAUUGAUCAUAAAAGUGUUGCCAAGAUGCCCGCCAAGCAAAUAAGCAUUGUAAAAGUUGCUUCUCAUCUUGCGAAGCAGGCAAAGUCGCAUGCAUCGGUAACAAUAGCGAGUGCAAUCAGCGAUUUAGUAAAACACUUGCGAAAAUGUAUGUACCGUGCUGUUGAAGCAUCAAAUGCUCAAGCUGAUAUUGACAAGUGGAACAGUGAACUUUAUGUGGCCUUGGAGGAGUGUCUGGUGCAAUUGACAGAGAAGGUUGGGGAUGUUGGUCCUAUUCUUGACAUGGUCAGUGUAAUGCUUGAGAAUCUCUCGUACACUGCCAACAUCGCCAGGACAACAAUGUCAUCUGUUUACCGCACAGCACAAAUAGCAGCUUAUGUGUACAAGUCAUCAUACAACCAGAAAGCAUUUCCAGAAGCUUUGUAUCACCAGCUUCUCUUAGCAAUGAUGCACCCAGACAAUAAGACAAGGAUUGGCUCACACCGUGUUUUAUCCACCAUUGUCGCGCCUUCGUUGUUAUGCCCAUGGUCAGCCAUAGGUUUUCCUGUCCCAAUGAAGGUCAAUGGGUCGCAGAGUGUGCUUUUGUUGGCAUUGUCAGCUUUCUCUUCUGAGACCAUAAUGGAUGAACUGCAGUCUAAAAGUAGGAUCAAGGAAUCCUUGCAGGAAAACGAGAAACCAGAAGCUGUGGUAAGUGCUGAGAAUGGAUAUGCACAUACAGAACCAAAUACAAGGCAGUCUUCAGGGAACCCAUAUUUCAACGAUCGUCUUUCCACUUUUAAAGAUAACUCAAAGUUAAUGAAGUUGAACAAUGGCCAACUUGUUCUUCUUCUUUCAUCUAUUUGGAGUCAAGCAUCCCUCGAAGAUAACUCACCUUCAAAUUUUGAGGCAAUGGGCCAUACUUACAAUGUUGCUUUAUUGUGUUCGAAAGCAAAAACCUCCAGUCAUGUGGCACUAGUUCGAUGUUUCCAGUUGGCCUUUUCUCUCAGGAGGUUGUCUCUGAACCAAGAUAAUGUUGUGCAACCAUCUCGGAGAAGGUGUUUGUAUACAAUGGCAUCAGCAAUGCUUAUUUUUUCAGCAAAAGUUGCUGAUAUUCCUCAGAUAACCCAUCUUGUCAAAGCCGCAGUGCCAGAGGAAAUGGUUGAUCCUCAUCUUUGCCUGAUUGAUGACUGCAGACUCACUGUUACUUCUGCACAAUCUUCGAACAGUGAAAUGCUUUACGGUUCUGAGGAAGAUGAAAGUGAUGCACAAGUUUUUCUUUCAGCUGUAAAUAAGGACGAUACACAGUUAAAAGACAAUGUGAUAUCCCACUUCAAGAGAAAAUUUGAAAAUUCACCAGAGAAGUUUGAUGGGAUAGAAGAACAGCUUCUUCAAGAGUUCUCCCUAGAUGAUUCAUUUCCUCUUGGUGCUCCACUAUUCAUGGAGACGCCACACUCUUGUUCAAUGUACGCUGAAAAGGACGAUCACUGUUUUGAUGAGGAUGUUAUUCCUUGUGAGAUGGAUGAUGACGAUGACAUCGUCUUUGAACAUAGUGGAUCGCAGUCUGACAGGAAAACAUCAGGAUCUAUGGCUUCAUCCGAUGUUCUAAACGUGAAUCAACUGAUGGAAUCCGUCCAUGAGACAGCAAGGCAAGUUGCUAACAUUCCAGUCUCCACCAAUCCUGUGUCCUAUGACCAAAUGAAGAGCCAAUGUGAAUCCCUAGUAAUGGAAAAGCAGCAGAAGAUGUCUGUUCUCAUGAGCUUCAAGCACUCAAGAACCGAUUCGCGUAGCUCAAUCGGGGAAAACGGACCGGAAACAAAUGAGUCAUCUGCUCAAUCUGAACCUGAGUCACAUUUGACAAGAAAGGACUACAUGCGGCGCAACGAUUCGACAUCCAGCGAUGACCGCUCCUUCAGGUUGCCACCUGCAAGCCCGUACGACAAGUUCUUGAAGGCAGCUGGACGGUAG
Messenger RNA from Triticum turgidum subsp. durum (durum wheat), 2940 nucleotides. The record is from the annotation of a GenBank genome assembly. Lineage: Eukaryota; Viridiplantae; Streptophyta; Magnoliopsida; Poales; Poaceae.